CCGCUCCGUUGGGUGGUAUUGCAGCGGUGCCGCUGCAUAAGGCAUUCUCGGCUGCAUAUCCGUCCCCCGACUCCCCUCGAGCUCCCCUCACAAUCUUGGUGAGCAAGAUUCUACUAACCUUUGAGCGACUAAAUGGAUUGUCUAUGAGCCGACAUGUUGCGAAUCCAGAUAUGGGGAUUGGCCAAUCCCAACAACCCCCCACGUGGCAUUCUCCUUGUCAAGACCCUUCUUUAUCCCUCGAGGUUGCUGACGCAAGGCUAGCAAGGUGGAUGAUGCCAUGCAGCUUUUCUGCAUGGUGCCGGUCGGCCCCUCUUCGAUGUUAUGCUUGGAUAAAAUAUAAAUCGCAAUCGGCUCCAUGCUGUCCCGGACACGAGUGACGAGUUCUCGCAGUCAACCAUCUUCGCCGUCUGUCGCUUGCCAUGUUCUACCACGUGGGUCUCGGCGCCCUCGUCGCCGCCGCACUCGUCGAGGCAUCCUACGAGAAUAACUUGGCUUACUCCAGUCCCUCAAGGCGGCACCCGAGCUUGGCCGUGCCCCUGGCCCAUGUAUCGAAGCGUCAGACCGGAGAUCUGUUUACUCCGGAUGAGCUCAAUUUCACUCACGGUGUCGCUUCUGGUGACCCCGAAUCCGACUCGGUGAUCCUGUGGACGCGAUUGGCGCCGACGUCUGAGAAUGUCGCUUCCGACCUAGUGCCUAAAGGGGUGGUACCCAUCUACGACGAGCGCGAGGGGGCUCGGCCUUCUUCUAAGGCUGCUUGUGUCGAGUUCAAGAUUGCCACGGAUUCACGUUUCUGCAAGGUGGUUGACCAAGGUCGCGCCUACACCACAAGCGACGUGGACUACACUGUCAAGUUUGAGGCCAACCACCUGAAGCCAUUCACAACCUACUAUUACCAGUUCAAUGUUUGCGGCUCCAAGAAGACCAGCCCGCAGGGGCGGACCAAGACCCUUCCGGCCAAGCAGCAGAAGGUUGACAAGAACGUCAACCUUGCUGUCUACUCGUGCUCAAACUACCCCGUGGGCUACUUCAACGCUUACGGCGGGCCCGUCCGGAAGGACUCGGUCGACUACGUGUUGCACCUAGGCGACUACAUCUACGAGUACAAGAGUACCUCGUCCAUUGGGCGUGUCCCGCAACCGGACCGAGAAAUCUACAGCCUGUAUGACUAUCGUACCCGUAUCGCCACCUACCGCACCGACCCCGACCUUUCGGCCUCACACGCCCGGUUUCCGUGGAUCCCCGUCUGGGACGACCACGAGGUGGCCAACAAUGCGUGGAAGAACGGCACGCAAAACUCGUCGGGCGACGUCUUCCGCAAGCGCAAGCAGGCAGCCGUGCGCGCCUACUUUGAGUGGAUGCCGAUCCGGCAGGUCGAGAUGGACGACAGCCUGCGCAUCUGGCGGAGCUUCUCAGUCGGUACCCUGUUCGACCUGAUGAUGCUCGAUACGCGGCAGUACGACCGCGACCUAACGGUUCUGAGCGGCAAUGUGGCCGAGGUCGAGAAGCUCGUCGACCUGCAGAACCGGACCGUCAUGGGCUUCAAGCAGGAGGCGUGGUUCUACGACCAGCUGAAGCGCUCGUCGCGGCGGGGCGCUGCCUGGAGGGUCGUGGGCAACCAAAUCGUCUUCAGCAGGAUGGCGGUGGGAACUCUUUUCAGUUCGCCGUACAACUACGACCAGUGGGACGGCUAUCUGGCCAACCGCGACAGGGUCUACCAGACCCUGGUGGAUAACAGCAUCAACAACACCAUCAUGCUGGCCGGCGACUCGCACGCCUCGUGGGUGUCGGACCUGGCGUGGCUGGGCAAGAAGGACUAUGACGAGAAGACGGGCGCCGGCGCGUUUGGCGUCGAGCUUGCGGGGACGGCUGUGUCGAGCAACAGCCCGGCCGGGGCAAACAUCACGCCUUCGGCCGCCAAUAAUGCCUCGCAGGUGCUGAUCAGCCAGAACCCGGAGCUGCAGUGGCAGGAUCUGUACUACCGGGGUUACUUUGAGAUGAGCAUUGGGUACGACGCCAUCACGGCAAAGUACUUUGGCACCCCUGACCGCCGCGUGCGGAGCAGCGACGAGAUUUUGCUGGCGCAGUUUUUGAUUAAGAAUGGUGAGAAUCGACUGGCUCGGAACCCGACGGUCGGCGGUGGACAGGCGAAGAGUGGUGCGUUAAAGAACGGGGUGGUGUCUCCGUGAAGCUAGGUGGGUAGGUAUCUUACUGGGCACUACUACUUGAAAGGACUGUGAAUUCUAGGAACCAGUUCAAUUGUUAUGCAAUUGUUCCUGUCAUAUGACAACUAAUUUAAAGGGACCGAACAUGGCAAUGUUGAAUUGCCCU
Messenger RNA from Canariomyces notabilis, 2328 nucleotides. RefSeq lists its product as uncharacterized. The record is from RefSeq and is a predicted model, not a curated record. NCBI's taxonomy places the organism in Eukaryota, Fungi, Ascomycota, Sordariomycetes, Sordariales, Chaetomiaceae. The transcript is spliced from 3 exons. The coding region runs from base 420 to 2186 and encodes 588 amino acids.